Molecule: messenger RNA, 2814 nt
Organism: Anopheles coluzzii
Lineage: Eukaryota; Metazoa; Arthropoda; Insecta; Diptera; Culicidae
Product: zinc finger protein 771-like
Exons: 3
Coding region: 110-1360 (416 amino acids)
Biological process (GO): regulation of transcription by RNA polymerase II
Cellular component (GO): nucleus
Molecular function (GO): zinc ion binding; RNA polymerase II cis-regulatory region sequence-specific DNA binding; DNA-binding transcription factor activity, RNA polymerase II-specific
Source: RefSeq, a predicted model, not a curated record
CCCAGCGCCAGGACGAUAUUUGUUUUCCACCGAGUGUUUGGAAAUGAUCUGCCUCAACACAGUAUUUCCUGCAAAAGCGUUCACAUAAUUGUACAUAUUGUACAGCAAAAUGCAAACCUGCGUAUCGUGUAGAGUGAAAAAUAAUGGCAUGAUUGCUAUUUAUCAGCAUCCAAAUGGGUUGGAUGAGAUGUUUCACUCAAUUACCGACAUAAAGGUACAACCGGAAGAACAUCUGUGUGUGCCGUGCUAUGAUGAUUUGAAGGUAGCAUAUCGCUUCAAACAGAGAUGCAUUCAGAACACGGCACUACGGUUAUCGUCUCGGGCUAAAAAGACGACACAUGCUCCUGCAGACCAGAGCGUCAUUAGUAGUUGUACGGAUGUUUACACAACGUAUGAUAAAUCUGUUCCGGAAUCAACUAUAAAUCAAAAUACAGAAAACAAUAGCAGCAAUGGCAGGGCGAACACGUCUAAUCUUACACCGGAAAUGUCAGAUCCUUCGCCGCUUCCCAAGAUAGAAUUAUGCAUAGAAAAUGAAACGAUACAACAGGAUGAUGUUGAAAUUAGCGAAGAACUCAUUGACCCGCUACAAGACGAGGAAGAUCAACCGUUAGCAAAUUAUAUAAUCGGGGUAAUAGAAAGCGCAACUAAUGACAAUGCACCAAAAGACAAAGUGGGUACCGAUGCCGCUAAAGAACAAAUCGGCGACCAAACCAUAACUGCAGCCACCCAAGAGAGGGGUCAAUCCUCUUCUCUUCUACCGAAACUGCAUAGCCUGAUGUGUGAGUACUGUUUCAAAGAGUUUACCCUGCUGACCGACAAGAUCGAACAUACCGAGUCACACAAAUCGGAAGCGAAACCAUUCAAAUGUGUGCAGGAAGGUUGCGGCAAAUCAUUUAAAGACCGCGUAGGUUUGCGAUCGCACGUGCGCAUCCAUUCCGCCGUAAGGCGGUUCGGCUGUCGGUACUGCCCGAGGCGAUUCCACACGCUGGGCAAUCAGAUGGCGCACGAGCGAACACACAGCGGGGAGAAGCCAUUUAUCUGUCCAAAGUGUGGCAAAGGCUUCGCGGAGGUAGGCAAUCUCAAGAAUCACAUUCGCUUCCACACUGGCGAACGGCCGUACGCUUGCAAUCUGUGCGACAAAUCGUACAGAACGUACUACUCUCGCACGAUUCAUAUGCGCUCCCACACCAACGAACGACCGUAUCUGUGCGGUGACUGCGGGAAAGGGUUCUAUUCGAGCGGCAAGCUGACCAUCCAUCGCCGGACGCACACUGGCGAACGGCCCUACGAAUGUACGAGCUGUACGGCAAGGUUUUCCGCAACGUCCUCGCUUAGGCGACACAUGGUUAAAAAACACUAGAAUAAGUGGACAUAUAUUUAACUGUGUAGGGUAGUUUGCCAAUUGUUGCACACUUAAGGGAACAGCCAACGUAUUUCAUAAGUUUGAGAGGGAUACAACCACAAUAUUCAUGUUAUGUGUGUCUAGUUUACAUCAUUAUUGUUUAAAAAACAGCAUACAUAUAUUUUUCUAUUAUUCAGGAGGAACAAGUUUGCCGUAUCGCUUAAAAGUAUGAAUGUAUGUUGUAUUUUAAGCAGAAAAUGAUAAUGUCAAGAAAUACUGAUAUUUAAACCUAUUCAAAAGCUCAAUUCCGAAAUGUUAUACAUUUACAAAAACUCAAAGUUCUAUUAUUUCACACUUUUAAAUGCACUGAAACCGACGAAAAAUAAAUCUAUUCUGGAUGUUUUUCUAUUGAACUGCUAUUUCUAUUGUGUUUAGGACAAUACGAAACGCUGUUACAUUAACAUUACAUACAUUACUUAACACGUUUGUGCUUGGUUCGAGCUGGAAUUCCGCAAAAUAAGUAGCAACUUGCGGCACUUGCUGCCAGACGCCAAUGGUAGACGAAGGCAAAAUGAAGGCACGAUGAAAAAAUAAGGCUUUGGACUGUGCAAUAAAAUAGGAUCGAAGCGCUCUCUUUGUUCUAAUUAUUGAACAGUGUGUUCAUAACAUAACUAACUAAAAAAAUCUUAUUUUUUUUUAGCAAAAAGUCUACAUUUUUACUGUCAUAGGAAAAAAAACUUUCAUCAUCAUCAUAGUAGCAAUAGGAUUAAGUUUCACUCCUUAUUUAACAUAGGAUCCGAUGAGGUGAAAGCAUCCAAAUUUCACGUGAAAAUAAAUCUAAAAAAAUUGAAUAAUUAUAAUUUUAUUAAAAUCAAAACAAAUCAUGAAUCAACAGUCUAUAUUAAUUAACUCAGAACAAAAAUCGUACGAAAUGUUUGCCGAACCAGUGCACUUCCCACUCGUGAUUGGAAAUGAAACAUUCAUCAUCACUUGGCAAGAUCAGCGGAACAUAAUCGAUCGGCGGAACUGGUUUUUGUCGCGUCCUCCCAAUUCUACACCGACAGGUAUCGAAUGUCCAAUGGGAGGAGACCAGACUGCUAUGAUCAACUAUCAAUCUCUGUUAGCACAAAUAUUGCACGAGCUGCGCGGGAACGAUGCGGCUUUCGAAUCAAACCUGCCGCCUGGUCAAAAUAUGGAUGCUAGACAGUGCAAACCUUUUUGCUUCCACUACGAGAAGAAAACCGAUACAGAGGAUUUACCGUACUAUCAAAACCGAGAUCGUCUGCGAGCACCGAACGGAGAAAGGGUGGUGAAACAUGUGCACUAUUAUGUCGAGUCUGCCGUUAAAAGCGUGGGCACCAAUACGUCCGCCACGGAUCAGCCAAUGGAAACAGAAGAAAUCACCGAUAUCGAAGAUUUGGGGCUAUAGUUUGCAAGAAUCAUUUUUUUAAAUAAAAUCCCUUCGGUUCAAA